Eimeria acervulina is the source of this 1686-nucleotide messenger RNA. RefSeq lists its product as hypothetical. NCBI's taxonomy places the organism in Eukaryota, Apicomplexa, Conoidasida, Eucoccidiorida, Eimeriidae. The transcript has 7 exons. The coding region runs from base 1 to 1686 and encodes 561 amino acids. The record is from RefSeq and is a predicted model, not a curated record. Gene Ontology annotation, molecular function: RNA binding.
AUGCUUUCAACACCAGGGGCUGCCCCUGCGGCAGCGGCUGCGGGGGCCCCUUGGGCCCCCCCUGGGGGCCCUUUGGGUAGGGUAUACGGUCCUCGUAACGUGUUGUAUGUACGUAACCUGUCUCCUCUAGUUACUGAGGAGCAUCUGAAGGCAAUCUUCUCGCACUGCGCUCAGCUGCUGCGCGUAGAGUUUAAACCACUUCCAGGGGCGUCCGGAGGCGGGAGAUAUUGCGAGCUUGAGUUUGCAGACAGUGCAGGCAUCACAGCAGCCUCUCAGUUGAACGGCACGGAGUUGCUGGGUCUCCCUAUGCAGGUUUCUGUGCUUAACCCUGGGGGCCCCACAGCAACCCCAGCUCCAGGAGCCGCGGGGGCCCCUGCUGAGAACCUUAUGAGGCUUGUAACACCCUUGCCGACCCCUGCUGUUGCCGCUGCUACCCCUGUUGUCUUGCCGCCGCCUGUUCAGCCAUUGGGAGGCAUAGCAGCAGCAGCAGCAGCUGCUGCUGCUGCUGCUGGCGUGGCUGGAGGAGCAGCUCCACUGCUGGCAGCUCCUGCUGCCCUCGGACUCGCAGCAGCAAACCCAGCGUUAGCUGCUGCUGCUGCUGCUGCUGCACUCCCUACCACAGCUGCUGCGCUGCUGCCGGUUGCUGUGGGAGCUCCAGCUCCCGUUACAGCUGUUGAGAUCGCUAUGCAAAAUCAUCUAGCAAACCUGCAGGCAGUGCAGGCUGCUGCAGCUCAAGCGAAGCAGCUAGCCGCGCGGAAGAAGAGUGAAUUGGGUAUAGGUGUUGCUGUAACAGCAGUAGACGGAAGGCUGCCACCUGCACAAUCUCUUGUUUCUGGGGUGCUUGUUGCUGAGCCUGAGACAGAGCAGCUGGAGAGGACUUGCUUUAUUGAAGGCUUUCCUAAUGAGCUUGUUGGUGGCUGUGUGCUGCAGUACGAUGAAAACGAAGUGAAAAUGCUUCUCAGCGGCCUCGCGAAAGUUGUCUCUCUUAGACUCUCCACAAACCCCAAAACCCCCAAAUAUGCAAUUGUUGAGUUUGAAACAUCACAAGAUGCAACGGGGAUGUUGGCGUUAGAUGGAAAAAAUAUUGGGCCCUCUGUUUUAAAGGUUAAGCGCUCUUCGUCUUUGGUUUCCUUCCGCGACCCUGACGGUGUUUUGUUUGAAGUGCCGGCCCCUCCUAUUUUAUCUCAAAUAAAGCAGCAGCAGCAGCUGCUGCAAUCUCCAGAGCAGCAGAAGGAGCAGAUUGAAAUACGAGACAAGAAGAUUGCUGCAGCAAGAGAGGCAAUUGAGAGGCGGCUUCGCCGUGAGAGGGGAGACAAGGGGGCAGAGAAGGCCUUGGAGAAGGAUAACGACAAGCAGCAGCAGCAGCAGCAGCAGCAACAGCAGCAACAACAGCAACAAACGAGGAGACGCUCCUAUAGCAGAAGCAGAAGCACAAGCAAAAGCAGCAAGCGCGCCAGCCAAAGCAAAGAGAGAAGACUAAAAGAUAGAAAGAAAACAAGAGCGGGGGGAGGCGUCGCCGGAAAGGCGAUCCCCAGCGCAAGGGAGACGAUCGCGCAGCGCGAAAAGCCGAUCCCGCAGCGCGAAAAGCCGAUCCCACAGCCCCACAAGACGAUCCCCGUCUCCAAAGGUACACGCGGGAAGCCCAGAAAGACGAUCCCAGACGCCGCGGAGACGAUCCCAAUAUGA